GCGGGCGCAGUGCGCGCCGCCGCCAUCAUGAACCCCCUGACCAAGGUGAAGCUGAUCAACGAGCUGAACGCGCGGGAGGCGGAGCUGGGCGUGCAGGAGGCGGUGUCGUGGCACGCGGAGUACAAGGACAGCGCCUGGAUCUUCAUCGGCGGGCUGCCCUACGAGCUGACGGAGGGCGAUGUCAUUUGCGUGUUCUCGCAGUACGGGGAGGUCGUCAACAUCAACCUGGUGCGGGACAAGAAGACCGGGAAGUCCAAAGGCUUCUGCUUCCUGUGCUAUGAGGACCAGCGGAGCACCGUGCUGGCUGUUGACAACUUCAACGGGAUCAAGAUCAAGGGAAGGACCAUCCGGGUGGACCACGUGGCCAACUACCGGCCCCCCAAGGACUCCGAUGACCUAGACGAUGUCACCAAAGCCCUCCACGAAAAGGGCUGUGGGGUUAAAACGCCACCUCAUACCUCGUCUGAGUCCCAGUCAGAAGAUGAGGAUGUGCCUGUAAAAAAGCAGAAAGAUCAGGAGAGGAGCAGGGAGGAGUGGCCCAAGGGCUCGCAGGCUGUGAGGAGAGCACCGCCCCCCGAGGAGGAGCCACCCAGGGUCAGGAUCAAGAAGGAGAAGGAGGACCCCGGGUACGAGCGCUACGCCAGCGGGAGCCACCCGCCCGGGAAGGGCUCCGAGAGGAAGCCUGGGAGCAGGACACAGUGGGAAGAGGAGGAGCGGAGGCACCAGAGGCCGUCGGAGAGGAGAGGGGAAAAGAGAAGCCAGGAGCAGAGGGCACACAGCAGUUGGUGGGAGGAGAGGGAGAAGCGGGAGGAGGGCAGCAGGAGGGGCGAGGGGCACAGCAGCCGGCGGGAAGAGGGUCCCGAGGGAGGCAGAUCCCGGGAGCGCGGGGCCAGGGAGCCCCAUUCCCGGCACGGGGAGCGGGGCUCUGCCCGGGGCUCCAGCCACCACUGAGCCUUGGACUUCCUGGGAUGCUGUGGUGUGGGAGGGUGGCUGGUCUGCUCUCUCUCCCCAAAAUCCCAGCGGGGUGCCCCCCUCUCCUGCUGCAGGGAGGGACUGGGGGGUGUCCUGUCACCUCAGGAGCUGGAUUUGGGUCCGGAGCCCCCGGUGCCUCUCCUGGCUGCGUGAUGGACCCCAGCACUGCCUGGCUGCGUCAGGGGCACGUGCUGUGUGUUUUGGUUUAAAUAAAACCGUGUUUGUACUAAAA
Molecule: messenger RNA, 1204 nt
Organism: Apus apus (common swift)
Lineage: Eukaryota; Metazoa; Chordata; Aves; Apodiformes; Apodidae
Gene: RBMX2
Product: RNA binding motif protein X-linked 2
Exons: 6
Biological process (GO): mRNA splicing, via spliceosome
Cellular component (GO): precatalytic spliceosome; catalytic step 2 spliceosome; U2 snRNP
Molecular function (GO): RNA binding
Source: RefSeq, a predicted model, not a curated record